Molecule: messenger RNA, 878 nt
Organism: Drosophila willistoni
Lineage: Eukaryota; Metazoa; Arthropoda; Insecta; Diptera; Drosophilidae
Product: pre-rRNA-processing protein esf2
Exons: 2
Coding region: 44-787 (247 amino acids)
Biological process (GO): small-subunit processome assembly; endonucleolytic cleavage to generate mature 5'-end of SSU-rRNA from (SSU-rRNA, 5.8S rRNA, LSU-rRNA); endonucleolytic cleavage in 5'-ETS of tricistronic rRNA transcript (SSU-rRNA, 5.8S rRNA, LSU-rRNA)
Cellular component (GO): nucleolus
Molecular function (GO): RNA binding
Source: RefSeq, a predicted model, not a curated record
UUGUCGUCUCUGGUCACACUCUAGGCGAGCACAUUUUAAAAACAUGCCCAAGACUAAAACGAAAACGAAAACAAAAGGCAAAUUAAUGGCCAUUGAUGACACUGAAGUUCUACCCAAUGCCCCAGAAGCCAUGGAGGACGACAACGAAGAAGCAACAGAAAUUGCUGAGGCUGACAACUCCACCGGCAAUGAAAACGACGACGACGACAACGUCGAUGAUGAGGAUGAAAUGGACUUGGCCAAUUUUAAGGCCAACACUGACAGCAGCAAAUCCCAACUGAAUGCUCCGGCAAAGAAACGCAAAAAGGGCAUCAUUUAUAUAUCAAAUAUACCCAAGCACAUGAAUGUAAUACGGAUUCGGGAAAUUCUGGGAGAAAUGGGCAAAAUUGGACGUGUUUAUUUGCAGCCGGAGAAGCAAUUAGGCAACAAGAAGAAAUCCAAACGUAAGAAAUACAAUAUACACUUCACCGAGGGUUGGGUGGAAUUUGAAUCGAAACGUGUGGCCAAACAGAUUGUGCCCAUGCUGAAUAAUAAGCAAAUCUCGACGCGCAAGAAAUCCCAAUUCUAUGACUCGCUGUGGAGCAUGAAAUACUUGCCACGCUUCAAAUGGGUCCAUCUAACCGAACGCAUGAACUACGAGCAGGCUGUCCAUAAGCAACGACUCCAAACUGAAGUCUCACAGGCUCGCAAGGAGACGACAUUCUUCCAAAAUAAUUUGGACAAGAGCGAGUAUCUGAAAAAGCAAGCCAAGAAGGCUAAGCAAACGCAAAAGAAGGAAAAGUCAUAGAAGGCAAGGCAAUUAAUAUAAUUAAUUAAUAAGACUGUAUACCUAAUCCAAUAAUCAGACAAUGCCAAUGAAAAUGGAAUUUUUUUUCAAA